Molecule: messenger RNA, 3159 nt
Organism: Cryptococcus wingfieldii CBS 7118
Lineage: Eukaryota; Fungi; Basidiomycota; Tremellomycetes; Tremellales; Cryptococcaceae
Exons: 13
Coding region: 1-3159 (1052 amino acids)
Source: RefSeq, a predicted model, not a curated record
AUGGCGGACACUUCGGUCACAGAGGACAUCACCCUCCAGACCCUCGGCGACGUCCACUCGGACACGGACGACGAACACGUGGCGGAAGCCCAGGCGGACCGAGCGGGCGGUGCUGAGGGGCUCGUGAACGGGGAUGACGGCAAGGAGGCAGCAAAUGGAGAGGCUGUAGAGCAUGAGGAGGCUGGCCAUGGCGCUGAGAACGGAAAACCUGAGGAAGAUGCUGCGCCCGUGGAAACCGUCCAGGAGCCCGAGACCAAGGAGGAACCAAAGAAGGAGGCAUCAGGCGUGAUGAAGGUGCUCAAGAGCGGCGUGUUUGGUGGCGCUCCCAAACCGAGCCCCCCUCAGUCCAAGGCUGCUACCGGUGCCGCAGCUUCAGCUCGUCUUUCCAGGCCUUCUUUGGCGCCCGUGAAGACUGGCCCUACCGCCUCUAAGCCAGCAACUUCAGCUACCAAGCCGACUAGUGCUUCUUCCACGGCUGCUGCUCGACCCACCCACGCUUCUCGAGCAUCUGUCACGACUCGCCCCACGGCAAGCACCACUACCAGACCUUCAGUGACCAGACCCACCGGCACCUCGUCCACUGCAGCCAAGCCUGAAGUCAAGCCCAGGCCGACUACAUCUGCUUCCGACAGGACUGCAAGCUCGAGUACUGCCCGACCGACUGCAUCUUUGACUGCCGGAACCGCUUCUCGAACUAGACCUGCUCCUAGCAAGCCAUCAGUCCCCACUGCUGCGUCUGCCCGUACGACUACAACCACGGCGACUCGCCCUACAGCCACUCGACCUGCUGCUACGAGUACAUCUACCCUUGUCAGUAAACCCGAGGCGAAGCCGACUACCACCACAGCUUCCCGGGUAACUCGACCUUCUACUACCACCACCACUCGACAGCCCCUCACUGCCCAGCGCACGGGCACUUCGACCACCGCUGCCACCCGUCCCGCUGCUACACGCCCUGCAGCCGGCCGAGCAAGUAUGGCGCCUUCCACCACCGCCCGAGCUCCCAUCUCUGGCGUCCCUCCAAAGGUACGAGCUGGGUCGGGGCCGAGUGUCGUGGCUGGAGGUGCGAAGGAGUUGACCGAACUUAAGGGGAAGGUGGGGGAGUUGGAGAAGCAGAUUGAGGAGGAGAAGGUGAAGUAUGAGGAGAAGGUUGCUGGGUUGGAGCAGGAGAAGCUGGAGCUGGAGGAAAAGCAUGUGAAGGCGAUUGAAGAGCUUAAAGCCGAGAUUGAGGCUGCCACUGAAAAGGCUGGUGCCGACGACGGACAGCUUGAAGAGCUGAAAGCGUUGCACGAGACACAGCUCAAGGCUGCUGAAGAGGAAAAGAUGGCUAUCAUGUCCGAGAUGAUGUCCAAGCUCCAAAAACUUGGUACCGAGUACCACUCUGUCCAAAGUCAACUCAAAUCCGCACAAGCCGAGCUUUCAUCUUCCUCCUCCGCCCUCUCAACCCUCCAGACUACCCUCGAAUCAACCCAAUCCGAACUCGAGUCCCUCCACUCAUCUUCCCAGACAUUCGAAUCUUCCCUCGCAUCCCUAGAGUCUUCCAAAGCCGAGCUCGAAGCGCAACUUGAGAAUGUCGAAGCGGAGAAGAAGGCGCUGGAUGCAAAGCUUAAAGAGGGCGAAGCGGAUGCCGAGAGGAGUUUGGCGGAUGCUUCUGGGCUUGGGGGGAAGGUGCAAGAGCUGGAGGAGAAGAUUAAGCAGCUUGAGAAUGAACUUGAGAAGGAGAAGGAGGCUUUGAAGGCUGAGGAGGCGAAGGCGCAAGAGACCAAGGCUACUCUUGAGGCCGAGCUCGAAGCGCUCAAGGGCGACCGGGCUUCCCACACUGAGGCUCUUGCUCGAGCCACUUCCGACCAUGCUGCCAGCAAAGAAGAGCUCGACGAAAUCAAGAUCGCUCACGAACAACUCUCCACCACCUACGCCGACCUCCUGCAAUCCUCCUCCCGCCACCCCGAGGAUAUCGCCGACCUUCAACGCCAGCUCUCGGAGGCUACAGAAAAGCACGAAGCUCUGCUCGUUGAUGCUGCUUCCCAUGCAGGUGCUAGUGAGAAGACGGCAGAGCUGGAGAAGAAGGUGGAAGAGCUCGAACAGGCAAGGAAGGCUGGGCAAGAAGAGGUUGAGGCGCUGAGGAUGAAGUUGGAGGAGGUUGAGGUGUUGCAGGGGUUGAGGAAGGAGGCUGAAGAGAAGGAGAAGAACUUGAAUGAGAUCAUCUCGGGUCUUGAGGCGGAGAUUGAAAAGUCUAAAGCCGAGUUUGAGCAAAAGUACAACUCUGCUUUCGAAGACGCCAAGGCUGCCGCCGACAAGGAACACCAAAAAGAACUCUCCUUCUUCCGCACCGAGAUCGCCACCUCUCAAGGCCAACUGCAAGAAGCCCACACCGCCGAGAUCUCGUCCCUCCAAAACGCCCACUCCACCUCCCUCUCCGAGAUUAGCGUCCAACACCAAUCAGAGCUCACAACCCUGGAACUGUCGCUGCAAGCUGCCGCCCAACAAGUGGAGCAGGACCAGAAACGGUUGGAGGACGUCAAGGAAGAAAAGGAAAAGCUGGAGGAGGAGGUGAAGAGGCUGAAGAGUGAGGUAGAAACUGUUAGGGCUGAGGGUGAGGUGAAGGGGAAAGAGGCGAGUGGUGAGCUGGAGGUGGAGCUGAAGAGAGUCAAGGGCGAGCUGCAGCAUGUGACCGAUGAACUGAAGGGCGCACGAGAAAUGGCCGAGAUGAACAAGUCAUCUUUCCACCAGACCCUGGAAGCCAUCCAAGAGCAGCACCAAGAAGAGGCCAGGGAGUCUGCUGAAAAGCGUGAAGCGCAGUUUUCCGAAGAGAAGAAGGCUCUGGCGGAAGAGGUGGAGAAGGUCAAGGCGGAGACUGUCAAGCUGAGAUCGGAUCUGGAGGAUGAGCGGGUCGAGAAGAACACUGCCCUUGCCAAGCUCUCGGAAAAGGUCGCAACGCCCCCUACGUCGCCCCACGCUGAGCUUCCCAGCUCACCUUCCAUCACUCGACUGCACGAGGCUCACAAUGCCAAGGUCACACAGUUGGAGAAUGAGAUUGGCAGACUCAAGGCGUUGCUCUCCAAGACUCCUGCUGGUGCUGCUGCUGUGGCCGCCGGGGACCGUGGAGAUGUUGGGGAAGAGAGCAUGGAAUUUACGGACGAUGAAACGAUGACGUUUUGA